GUCAAAACGUGUGAGAACUGCGCCCACGCGAAAAUCAGAUGCACGCGAUCGGAGGGGAGGAGCAGCUGUGAUAGAUGCCAUCGACUGCGAAAAGAGUGUACUUUCCGGCCUGCCAGGACUAAUCUGGGAAGAGUGCCACAGGAGAGACGCAUUGACGCGUUGGAAGCCAAAGUAGAGCAGCUUCUGGCGAAUUCGAGUGCCCCUGCUGCAGGCACUAAUGAACAGAGCAAUGACUCUCCCGACAUCCAAGCGUCAUCGCAAACCAGCGAAAAUGGCGAUGUCAUCGACAAAGGCUUCCUCACCAUCGAAGCAGCCAACACGUUGGUGGAUUCUUUUAAGAAAAUCAUGAUGCCUCAUUUCCCCUUUGUAAUCAUCCCUGAUGGCAUGACCGGCGAGAAACUGCGCUAUGAGAAGCCCUUUGUCUUCCUGACUGUGCUCACGGCUGCCAUGUUCGAUAACAUGCCCGUCCAGCGCAAGCUGGAACAUGAGGCAAAGCAAUACAUCAGCGACCGGAUGAUCUUUGGGGGCAAGAUCUCGGUCGAGCUUCUCCAGGGUCUGCUAGUGCAUCUCGCGUGGUGCCAAUAUCAUUCGCGACCGCGUCGAUUCUCGCAAUAUCUUCAAUUGGCCGUCAGCAUCAUUCUGGAUCUGCGUCUGGAUCGUCCGCUCGAUCAGUUGUCGAAGAAGAACCGCGUCUGGUUAGACUCGCAGGACGGCAUGACUGCGCUUUCGUGGGGGCGAGAGGUGCAGAGAGCCGUGGUUGGGUGUUACUUCAUUUCGUCGAGUAUCUCGCGCAUUCUCGACAAGUCGUGUACAUUUCCACUGACGCCGUAUAUCGAAGAAUGCGGACAAUCACUAGCAACAAACCCAGAGUAUCCAUCAGACACACACAUCAUCUUCAUUAUCAAACUGCAGUAUCUGCUGGAUAAGAUGGACCAUCCUCUGCGGGGUGUAACGGAAACCAACCGAGAGAUAGAGCGACACAUCCAGAAUCAGCGCAAAGGACUCGAGCAUUACAAAGUGACUGUUCCAUUCGAUCUAAAAGAAAGCACCUUUCUCCUGAUGCAAUACCACACGACCGAACUGUAUCUCACGCAAAUCAGCCUGUUUGACCGACGAAGAGACUCGCAACCGACUCCCUGGUCUCAAUUCCAGCUCGACUCGCUCUGUAAUGGAUUACUCGCAGCCAGAUCUCUCUUGUCCUUCUAUGCUUCCGCUCCCCUUCGUGCUGAGACCGGAUUCAACAAUGCGCAGUGGGUGCAACUUGGUUUUGGCAUGACGCUCGCGUCGAAACUGGCCGUGGCAGCAUUGGAACCGUCGAUUUAUCAUCAGACAGCAGAGUAUCGAGAAGCGCUGGACAUGUCAUCGGUACUGCGACAGGUUAUUCUCCGUCUGCAAGGAUUGAUCACACCGCAUUUCGACGCACGAGGAGAUCGCGAUGCCUUUUACCACUACGAAAAGCGGAUGAAAAAGGUGCAGUGGUGGUAUGAAAACAGCAUC
Messenger RNA from Aspergillus wentii DTO 134E9, 1497 nucleotides. RefSeq names its product fungal specific transcription factor domain-containing protein. Gene Ontology annotation, cellular component: nucleus. Gene Ontology annotation, biological process: regulation of DNA-templated transcription. Lineage: Eukaryota; Fungi; Ascomycota; Eurotiomycetes; Eurotiales; Aspergillaceae. The record is from RefSeq and is a predicted model, not a curated record. The transcript has 7 exons. The annotation marks the transcript as partial. Gene Ontology annotation, molecular function: transcription cis-regulatory region binding; DNA-binding transcription factor activity, RNA polymerase II-specific; zinc ion binding.